This is a messenger RNA of Didymosphaeria variabile, 1236 nucleotides long. It is a transcript of the gene OGG1, whose product is annotated as 8-oxoguanine glycosylase ogg1. Gene Ontology annotation, molecular function: 8-oxo-7,8-dihydroguanine DNA N-glycosylase activity; damaged DNA binding. Gene Ontology annotation, biological process: base-excision repair, AP site formation; nucleotide-excision repair; base-excision repair. The record is from RefSeq and is a predicted model, not a curated record. NCBI's taxonomy places the organism in Eukaryota, Fungi, Ascomycota, Dothideomycetes, Pleosporales, Didymosphaeriaceae. The coding region runs from base 1 to 1236 and encodes 411 amino acids. Gene Ontology annotation, cellular component: nucleus. The transcript has 2 exons.
AUGGCUUUGAGAGCUGCAGACUGGCACAAGUUGCCGAUAGCCCUCACUGAGCUUUGCAUAAACACGACAUUGCGCUGCGGCCAAUCGUUUAGAUGGCGAAAAUCCGCAGAAGAUGAAUAUUCUAUGGCUCUACACGAUCGCAUACUCUCCUUCCGUCAAGACGCGACCCACCUCCACUACCGCGCCAUCUUCCCUUCCUCCCUCCCGUCCCCGCCUCCUUCGAAUGCGCCCUCCAUUGCGCCUUCAGUCGCCUCAGAUGAGGACGACACUCUCGCACUCGUUCGACAUUACCUCAAUCUAGAACCAAAUCUCGCGCAGCUAUACGAACAAUGGGCAUCCGCAGAUCCCAAUUUCAAGAAGCGCGCACCAAAGUUCACGGGUAUACGCAUCCUGCGACAAGAUCCUUGGGAGGCGCUCAUAGGCUUCAUAUGCAGCUCCAAUAACAACAUAAGUCGGAUAUCAGGCAUGGUUCACAAUCUCUGCAAGCAUUAUGGACCGCUCAUUGGAGUCAUCGAUGGCGAGCCGUAUCAUGACUUUCCUACGCCAGAAGCGCUUGCAGAUCCGAAAGUGGAGGCGCAUUUGAAGGAGCUGGGCUUUGGAUACAGGGCGAAAUAUAUUGCGAAGACUGCGCAGAUAGUGGCAGCAGAGAAAGGUCUAGCUUGGUUAGAUGAGCUAUGCAAUCCAGAGAGUCCGGUGUUUGGCAAGGAGCCAAAGCCCGCCGGCGAUUUGGGAGCGGGCGGUCGGGAGGGGUAUCGGAAGGCGCAUGAGGAACUUCUUGCUCUGCACGGCGUAGGCCCAAAGGUUGCAGAUUGCGUUUGCUUGAUGGGGCUUGGAUGGUCUGAAUCUGUGCCUGUCGAUACGCAUGUCUGGCAGAUUGCGCAGCGUGAUUACAGAUUCGGAAAAGGCAAGCAUAGUAGCUUGACCGCAGCUACGUAUAUCGCGGUUGCGAACCGGUUCCGCGAGCUCUGGGGCAAAGAAGCGGGAUGGGCGCAUUCCGUCUUGUUCACCGCGGAUCUGAAGGCCUUCUCUGAGCGUGUUGUCGCGAAGACCGAAGUCAAGGAGGAGGAGAUUACUGUGAAACAAGAAGUAGACGGCACGGAGAAGAUUGAAGACGUGAAGAAGACCGAGACAGUCAAGAGGAAGAGAGUGAAGAAGGAGAUCGACGAACCAGAACAACAAAUCGUCGAGGUCAAAGAAGAGGUUUCGACACGCAGCAAAAGGCGCAGGGCCAGGUAG